Messenger RNA from Oncorhynchus nerka (sockeye salmon), 5679 nucleotides. Its product is annotated as constitutive coactivator of PPAR-gamma-like protein 1 homolog. Lineage: Eukaryota; Metazoa; Chordata; Actinopteri; Salmoniformes; Salmonidae. Gene Ontology annotation, cellular component: nucleus. The record is from RefSeq and is a predicted model, not a curated record.
GUACGUGUCGGUGCGUCACUGUGCUUCUUCCUCCGCCACAGACUGACACACAUCCACAGAUAUGGCUCUGUGAGAAGGCACAUGGUGGCGGCUAACCAUGAACCAAAAAAUAAAUCACCAAAAACAGUUCAUGCAUCAGUAGCAACCCGAUUUCGUUUAUUUUUUGGGGGGGGAUUCAACCAUUGCAACAACUGCACUAGACAUACAAUUGGUUUGCACUGUUACGGGGAGAGAAGCUAGCAAGCAACUUGGAACCCCUCCUCGCUUUUCUCCAGUUUUACUGAGCUAUUUUACUCGGUUUUUAAACACUUUUUUUGGUUGCAAUUGCUCUUUUUAUUUAAUUUUUAAAGACAGUCAUCAUGGGCGUGCAAGGUUUCCAAGAAUACAUAGAAAAGCACUGCCCUACUGCCGUGGUACCCGUGGAGCUCCAGAAGCUAGCCCGGGGCAGUCUGGUCGGAGGAGGCAGGCAGAGACCACCUCAGAGCCCGCUACGGCUGCUGGUUGACGCGGAGAACUGCCUCCACCGACUCUACGGGGGUUUCUACACCGACUGGGUAAGUGGCGGGCAGUGGAACCACAUGCUUGGCUACCUGGCUGCCCUCGCCAAGGCCUGUUUCAACGGUAACAUUGAGCUACUGGUUUGUUUCAAUGGCGCCAUGGAGAAAGGCCGUCUUCACGAAUGGGUCAAACGACAGGUGAACGAGAGACAGACAGCGCAGCAGAUUGUCAGCCAUAUCCAGAACAAGGGGACUCCUCCGCCGAAGGUCUGGUUCCUUCCCCCAGUGUGCAUGGUCCAUUGCAUCCGGCUGGCCCUACUCAGGUUCCACAUUGGGGUUGUCCAGAGUAUCGAGGAUCAUCACUUGGAGGUGAUAUCUCUGUGCAGGGAGAACGGGUUCCACGGCCUGGUGGCGUACGACUCGGACUAUGCGCUGUGUAACAUCCCCUGCUACUUCUCUGCCCACGCCCUGAAGCUGAGUCGCAACGGGAAGAGCCUGACCACCUCCCAGUACCUGAUGCAUGAAGUGGCCAAACAACUGGACCUCAACCCCAACCGUUUCGUUAUCUUCGCUUCACUUUUAGGUAACCACAUACUGCCCGAUGAAGACUUGGCUGCCUUUCACUGGAGUCUCCUGGGUCCAGAGCAUCCGCUAGCAUCGCUCAAGGUGCAUAACGAGGCACAGGUGCAUAACGAGGCACAGGUGCUUAACGAGGCACAGGUGCUUAACGAGGCACAGGUGCAUAACGAGGCACAGGUGCAUAACGAGGCACAGGUGCAUAACGAGGGCACAGGGGCAGUGAUGGAGAAGACCCGACCCACAGCCAAUGCCGCUCGAGAGGUGUUCAGUUGGAGGGUUUUUGGAGCCAACAGGAAACGCAAUGUGCGUCUGAUGUCACAGCGCACACUCACAGGUACUCGCAGACAUCUUCAGAUCGCAGACAUCUUCAGACACUCACAGUCUAGGACUGAUGACAAAGUUGUCCGCUUUAAGAAAGCAGUGGAGUACUACUCAGCAGCCAGCAAGUCUCAACACUUCUCACCUUACCAAGUUGGACCAAACCAGACAGGAGGACCUGUAGUUUCUCCAGUAGCAGCAGUUCUGUCACACUACGCACCUCUAGCUCCGCUGCCUCAGACACUCAACAUUCCCCCCCUGUCGGGGAAACCUGGGGUCCAGCCUGCCUACACAGCCCCCCCGGUCGUAGAGCCUGGCCCUGGGGCUAAUGCUGGUCCUGGUGGUGACCCUGGUCUCAGUCCUGGUACUUGUGGUUCUGUUCUGGCUGUGGAGUCAGCGGUGGGGAAGACCCUGGCAGAGCAGGUCCCAAGCACCUUCAGCAGCAUUCCUCCUAAAGAGAAGCACACGCCGCUUUACGAGAGGUCUUCUCCCAUCAACCCCUCUUUUCCCCCGGGGGUUACGGCCGCCACCAGCCCCUCCUCCUCCUCCUCCUCCUCCUCCUCCUCCACCACCACCUCAGAGAACGAGGACAACGCAGGCUUCACUGCCAAUCAUGUAAGUGACCAUAAAGGAGGAUGGGACAGACCAUCAGAGAGCACAGCAGAGGGGGAACUGGGAGGAUGGGACAGACCAUCAGAGAGCACAGCAGAGGGGGAACUGGGAGGAUGGGACAGACCAUCAGAGAGCACAGCAGAGGGGGAACUGGGAGGAUGGGACAAACCAUCAGAGAGCACAGCAGAGGGGGAGCUGGGAGACCAAACCAAGGCUAACCCAACGGUGACACCUCCUGUGGCUCAGGGGUUAGAGGUCAUCGGUCAUCUGAAUGCCCAGAUUAUUAUCCCGUCUUUGCUGUCAAUGCCGACCAGGAACCACAUGGACAUCACUACCCCUCCACUCCCCAUGGUGGCUCCAGAGGUCCUCAGAGUGGCCCAACACAGACACAAGAAUUAUUUAAGGUACCCCUACAUCUACCACAUCCUUACCAAGGGGGAGAUAAAGCUGUCCGUCACCAUAGAGGAUGAGGCCAACCAGGAGCUGCCGUCAGCAGUGCAGCUGUUCAGACCCAUCCGACAGCAUGUCUAUGGGGUUCUCUUCAGCCUGGCUGAAGCCAAGAAGAAGGCUGAGAGACUAGCCAUGAGGCGCAACCGUCUGCCUGAAUACCCCCCUGUGGCAGUGAAGGAGUGGGCGGCCUACAAGGGGAAGUCCCCCCACACCCCAGAGCUGGUGGAGGCUCUUCCCUUCAGAGAGUGGACCUGUCCAAACCUGAAGAAGCUGUGGCUGGGCAAGGCUGUGGAGGAUAAGAACGGCAGGAUGAGGGCCUUCCUGGCCUGUAUGAGGUCAGAUGCCCCAGCCAUGCUCAACCCAGCCUGCGUCCCCACACAUCUCCUGGUUCUCUGCUGCGUGUUGAGGUUUAUGUUACAAUGGCCAGGAGUACGAGUUUUGCGUGGUAAGGAACUGGACGCGUUCCUAGCCCAAGCACUUUCUCCUAAACUGUAUGAGCCUGAACAGCUGCAGGAACUCAAGAUUGAUAAUCUGGACCCCCGCGGCGUGCAGCUGGCUGCUCUGUUCAUGAGCGGCGUGGACAUGGCCUUAUUGGCCAACGACGUGUGUGGCCAGCCAAUCCCCUGGGAGCACUGCUGCCCAUGGAUGUACUUUGACGGCAAACUGCUGCAGAGCAAACUGAUCCGGGCCAUUCGGGACAAGGUCCCGCUCAUCGACCUCUGUGAUGGUCAGGUGGAUCAGGUGAACAAGGUGAAGAAAAUGCGUCAGAGCAUCCUGGAGGGGCUUAACUUCUCGCCACCUCCUCCCCCCCCCCACGCCAUGCCUUUCUACCCCCCAGGGGGGGCCUUCUACCCCCCACCCCACAUGAUACCACUGCAGGGCAGGAGCAGGAGCAUGUGCAUGCCUCGUCUGCCAAGCAUGUCCACCCAGGGCGGGAAGCUGGAGAUAGCAGGCACGGUGGUGGGCCAGUGGGCUGGCAUCAGACGGGGCCGAGGCAGAGGAGGCUUCCCCAUCCAGGUGGUGUCUGUCGGGGGAGCAAACAGAGGGUGGGACAGACGUCAGGUGCGGGGUGUGAUCUCCACUCCUGUCACAGGGACAUACCAGGUCGAGGAGACAUACCAGGUGGGACAGGGACCCCUCAGAGGACAUUCAGGUGAGACAGUGGACCAGGGGAACAUACCAGGUGGGACACGGGACAUACCAGGUGAGACAGGGGACAUACCAGGUGAGACAGGGGACAUACCAGGUGGGGGGACAUACCAGGUGGGACAGGGAACAUACCAGGUGGGACACGGGACAUACCAGAGUAAGCCUACCUACUCCAUAGCCAGUGAGGUGAAGGAGAGGAAGAAGUUGAAGACUGAGGAGAAGGAGAAAUCUCCCGUUAUGCUGUCUUCAGACGGGUCCACUACCGAGAACGGAGUGGAGGAGAGAGAGGAGGGGGGACUGGAAGAGCCGGAGGAGGAGGGACUGGAGGAGGAAGAGGGACUGGAGGAGGGGGGAGUGGAGGAGGGAGUGGAGGAGAGUGGGGUAGAGCAGUUGAAAAGUCAGGUCAUGGAGGUGAGAGAAAGCAGGGCUGUGAAUAUUCAACCAGAAAGUGCCUUUAGCAGCAACCCCAAGAUGUGCAAUACUAACCCCCGCCUAAAUGCAGACGGCGCCCGUCUCAGAGACGCAGCAGAACCUCUGAGCGUAGCCGUCUCUGUCUUACAAACAGAAGAGUAAAAAAAAAAAAAAAAAAUGUUUUUUUUUUGUAGAGAGGGUGAAGAACGAGUGAGAGGAUGUAAGGAAAUCUACAGUCACUGUUCCAUAUUGUACGCAUUCCAAACAGCUCCCUAUAUAGUGCAGUAGUUUUGACCAGAGCCCUCAGGGUUAUACUUCCCAUAGGCCUCUGGUCUAAAGUAGUGCACAACAUCGGCAAUAUGGUGCCACUUGGAAUACAUCUAUGAGAACAUUAAAUUCAGACCCCCUUUUUCGAUGAUGUCAACCAGAUAAACCCCCCCAGAAUGAUGAGGAUUUCUUCUUUUUUAGCAAGAGAGCUGCGCAGACCAGUACUAAACAGAAUACAUACUACCAGUCACUAAAUACUGGGCCAGUCACUCCACUCUCUCUCUCCACUGAUAUCGACAUGAUUACUAUCGUGAUAUGACCAUGGUUUGUGUCCCAAAUGUAUUCCCUAUAUAUAUAUAUAUAUAUAGUGCACCACUUUUGACCAGGCACCCAUAGGGUUGAUAACUUGGCUCUGGUCAAAAGUAGUGCACUAUGUAGGGAAUAGGAUGCAAGUUUGAGAAGCAGGCCAUGUCUCAGACUGGGUACUUUAAUCCCUUUGAGAUAAUACUGAAGCCGAAACUACAAUGCUUUUGUCUCUUUUAGUUCCUUUUAUAGGUUAAGAUGCACCAGCAGUAUGUACUAGGCACCAUAUAUUUGCCAUUGUAACUUUGUUGUCACAGUAAAUAACGUUUUUGAGAGUUUUAACAACAGAGAAGCAGAUGGAGUUACAGAAUGCUUCCCCAAUGGCACCCUAGUCUGUAUAUAGUGCACUACUUUUGACGUGGAUAGAUGAACAUUUGAUCAUUUAAAAACAACCACACGUGGAUAAUGCAUUUUUAAAAAAUCAUGAAAACGGAUUUCCAUUUUGGUCCCCUUUAAAUAAAUACAACAAGUAAUUGAAAAAUAAAACUAGGUUACAAUAGUUGCUACUAGCUAGAUCAGUCUGAUUAGAUCAGCUAAAUUAGUGUGUUUUAUUUAUUUGAUUUUUUAAAAUUAUUUAACUUAGAUCAAGUCUGAGUUCUUCUUGAAGCUUCCAGCAUAUGGUCAUGAGGAUCUGGAAGUUCAUAGCUGUACAGUAGAUGGUCAGAGGAGGUGGUGGUGGUGACUGGUCAGAGGAGGAGGUGUUGGCUGGUCAGAGGAGGUGGUGGUGGCUGGUCAGAGGAGGAGGUGUUGGCUGGUCAGAGGAGGAGGUGGUGGCUGGUCAGAGGAGGUGGUGGUGGCUGGUCAGAGGAGGUGGUGGUGACUCUGGUCAGAGGAGGUGGUGGUGACUCUGGUCAGAGGAGGUGGUGGUGACUCUGGUCAGAGGAGGUGGUGGUGACUCUGGUCAGAGGAGGUGGUGGUGACUCUGGUCAGAGGAGGUGGUGGUGACUGGUCAGAGGAGGAGGUGGUGACUCUGGUCAGAGGAGGUGGUGGUGACUGGUCAGAGGAGGUGGUGGUGACUGGUCAGAGGAGGUGG